AUGGGACGUGCCUGUUGCUCUUCUGGGUCCGAGACGAUGGACCCUACCUCGGCGGGCCAUUCGCCCACCGACGACACCGGACACGCCGCACCGCAUAGUUCGGACAACAUGCCACCUACAGCGCCGCAAUCGGUUGGCGGGCAUUCAGCGCCGGUGCCGAUCGGCACACGGUCACACAACCCGGCGAUGCCAGCGCACGAUCCAUUUGUCGACGCGCCGUUUGCCCCGCGCGCACGUACGCCGCCGGCGCCAUCGCCUGUUGAGCACAGUGCGUACGUGACAGCCGGAGAAGGCGAAUGGUGUUAUGAGCCGGCGCAUGCACAGGCGCUGGGCAUGCGCAACGUCGCAGCAGCGCUGCCUCGCGCCGCACCGCCUCUCGUGACAGGGCACGAUGCUGUGCAAAAUCGAAUGCAGCAUCCCUUAUCCCAUGCCCGCGAGGCUGCCGAUACUAGCGCUGCGCCGGAACGCCCACGAGUCAUCAUUCCACAUGCGGAAGCCAGCGAAGCGACGCCAAAAACCGCGCACGCCUUCUUUUCCACAGAAACGCCGCUGGUUGACACACCCCAGCCACGCACUGCCGUUGAGUAUCCCUGGGCGUACCAGGGAAAUCAGGCGUGGACGGAAGCGCGUGCGCCAGUUGACACACAGUCGGAUUCGGCGCCGUCGCGCUCCUCGAGCACGAUGCAAACGCCGCAUUCUAUGGGGAUUUCAUCGUACGCUUCCACGCCGGCGCGCGGCCCAAGUCCAACGACGUCUGCAUCGGAGCAUGCUGCUACGUAUGUGACACAAUCCGUGCCGACGUCCAUGCAUACACACAGCGCUUCGACUGCACCCGCGCCAGCGACGCCGAUCCAUGCACAGAACAUGCACUUUUCGCGCAGCGUGCCGGAUGCUUCGGCCGUCCAUGGUUCACCCCUAGCAACGCCGCGUCCUGCUCCUGCACACCGCGGUGCGCCGCCGAGCCAAGCGCCGCCACCGCCUGUGCAGAGAGUGCCGAGCCAUGCAAUGCCGCUCAGCGAGCACACCCGCGUCCCUCCAAGCGCUCAAGCUGCUCAGCGUGCGCCAGUCUUGUCGAAUGUCGUGCCGUCCCAGCGCGCAAACCCAGCGCCGGUGCAGCUACCGCCGCGCAGCGCUGUGCCUUCUGACCUUCCUGACGCCCAAAGCCAGUCGGAGCUGAGCAGCGACGAGGAAGACGAAGGGUUCAGCACCACCGAUGGUACAGACACAAUGUACUUCGACGACUUUCCAGAUAUCUCGCACAUGAGCCGUAUGCCGCCCAUUAUGGAUACCCCACGCAGCGUUGCGUUCAAAACGCCCGUGACCAUAUGCGACUUGUUCCGGGACGUUUUUGUCGCGGUCGUUGCGGAAAAGUUGCGAAUUGUCUCGUUUUUCCCAGGCCAAGACACGUUCAAGGAGCUCAUUUUCUCCCCGGGCGACCUACAUGCAGCGCUUGGCGCGCCGUCGCAGCUCUCUGCCUCUUCGCGCGAAUUGCGCAUCACCGCAGUAGCCUUUUGUCCUCCGCUCGCACUGCCUACGCCUACAGGGCCUCUUGCGAGUGCCGACGGCCGCUUUGUGUGGUACGGCACAGUGUGUGGUGCUUUGGCCGAGCUCGAUACGUAUACGGGGCAGCUCACCGGCGUCUGCUCCUCUGUCCACAAGUCGCCCAUUGUGCUCUUGCGCAGGGUCGGCCAGACCAUCGUGGCGCUCGAUGAGAGCGGCAAGAUCUCGUCGUGGGUUGCGAGGAACGGCGCGCUACUGCGCCUUGUUGACAUGCACCCACACUGCCAGCGCAUCACCCUCGCCAAGAAUGCGCACGUCAACAUGCUCGGCAACCAAUUGUGGGUCAGCAGCGUGGCGAUGCACACCAAGUCAGCACCGCAGUACGCGGGCCAAAAGGUCCUCCAGGUCCGGGCGUACAAUCCCUCCUCUGACGAUCGCCCCUUCAAUGCGAUGAGUGCGCCGCUGCUGCUGCCCCUCACCAAAGAAAACAGGCUCGGGAGCGUCACGAGCAGUGCAGUUCUUGCUUCGCGCCCCGACAUGGUCUUUUUUGGGCACGACUCGGGGCACAUUACCCUCUGGUCCUCGGCAGACUUUGUGCACAAGAGCAUCCACGCGCUCGGCACGCAGCCCAUUGUUGCCAUGGUUAGUGUGCAUUCCAUGCUGUGGGUUGCGUCGCGCUCGGGCCACAUUGCGAUUUACGACGUGAGCGGCCAAGUGAUUCGUGUGGUAAAGUCGUGGCUGGCGCACCGCGACGGCGUCACUGCGCUAGUCUUUGAUCCCUACGGCCUCGAGACGGGCAGCGGAAAUCUGCCGGUGAUGAGCGCAGGGAACGACGACUUUGUCCAUUUCUGGGACGGGUUCCUCUCGCAGGACUGGAUCGAUCGGUCCUUGGGCACUCAUGCGGCGCGUUUCUCUACGUACCACUCUCUGCGCAUCCUCAAUCUUACCUACAACAUCAAUGCCGCCUCGCCCGAUGACCUGUUUGGCGUCGUGGACAACAUGGAACUUUUCCAGCGCGUUCUGCGAAACGCGAGCAGCUUUGCCAGCGCGAAGAACAACGAGUAUUGCGAUACGUUCAACACGCCCGAUGUGAUUGUGUUUGGGUUCCAGGAGCUGGUCGAUCUCGAGGACAAGCGACUCACUGCGAAGCGCAUCUUGCUCGGGCACAAGCGCAAGGACGGCAAGGAGCAAGACAGCCACUCCUCGAGCCAGGUCCGCGCCUGGCGCGACAAGCUCGCCAGUUUUCUGCGCCUCGUCCUGCCGCCCGAGGCACCCUAUACGCUGCUCUUGUCCGACAGCCUCGUCGGCCUCUUCACCUGCGUGUUUGUCAAGCAGUCGCUCACUCCGCGCAUCCGCGACCCCGUCACCUUCUCCGUCAAGACGGGACUCGGAGGUCACUAUGGAAAUAAAGGCGCGCUUAUUGCGCGCUUUGUCCUUGACGAUGCGAGUCUCUGUUUCGUAAACUGCCACUUGGCCGCAGGGCAACGCAGGGUGCGGCAGCGCAAUUUGGACGUGGCAUGGAUCUUGCAGAGCGUGUUUCCUUCGUGCGAGUCCAAGGCGUGCGAUGUUGCGUUUGUCGACGGCGGCGACGGAACGAUGAUUUUGGACCACGAGAUUUGCUUUUUUAGCGGCGACCUCAACUAUCGCCUCGAUAUGCAUCGCCCGACGGUACUCCAACUUGUACAGCAGCAAAAGUUUGCCGAGCUGGUCGAAAUCGAUCAGCUGCGCAACGAAAUGCGUGCAAAUCCCGCGUUUCGAUUGCGCAUGUUUCAGGAAGCGCCGGUACGCUUUCCACCUACUUACAAGUUCAACCGACUCUCGAAUGAGUUCGACACGUCGGAAAAAGCGCGCGUCCCAGCGUACUGCGAUAGGAUCCUUUGGCGCGGUCAUCUCCCAGAGACGGUGCAAUGCACUUCCUACAAGCGCUGGGAUGCUACGCUCUCGGAUCAUCGGCCUGUGUCGGCGACGUUUGUCGCGCGUGUCAAGUCGAUUGACCCGAGCCGUCGCGCGCAUGUUCUUCAGGAAUGCUUGCACGACUUGGUUUUGUACAAGCAUGCGGUGAUGACAGCCAUUCUCCACAAUUAUCAUGCUUUAUAG
Messenger RNA from Malassezia vespertilionis, 3597 nucleotides. RefSeq lists its product as uncharacterized. Gene Ontology annotation, biological process: phosphatidylinositol dephosphorylation. Bases 1 to 3597 code for a protein of 1198 amino acids. The transcript has a single exon. Gene Ontology annotation, molecular function: protein binding; phosphatidylinositol-4,5-bisphosphate 5-phosphatase activity. The record is from RefSeq and is a predicted model, not a curated record. Lineage: Eukaryota; Fungi; Basidiomycota; Malasseziomycetes; Malasseziales; Malasseziaceae.